GACGUGUUUUUUUUCCUGGCAACUCCAUUUGUCACAACCACCAUGACGGAAAUGACAGAGCCCUUGUCUGAGGAAGACAAAGAAAGGACCUGUCACAACCACUUCAAAAAAGGAAGUGAUGCUCUACAAGAAGGAGACUUAGAGUCUGCUGAGCAUCACUUUGCAGCGGGGCUAAAGAUAUUCCACAGGAGCUCAACCACCCCUUUGCCGCUACGUCUAAGAAAAGAGGUAGAAGGUCUCCAGAAGCUGGGAGAUGUCUACAAGGAACGUGGAAGACAGGGAGAGGAUGGAAGAGACUUCACGAAAGCUACGGCUUUGUACAAUGCAGCUCUGGCAAGGUCAGAUAACGAUUUGACAAAGGAUGCCCUUGUCAAAUCUAUCAAAGAGACUGAAAGACAUUUCACCCAAACCUUCACAGACCAUCCUUAUGAGCCAAGUCCAUAUGAGUUAGACAAAGAACACAAACAGCAGCUAAAUAAGCACCGUGCUUUGGUAGAAAGGGAACUGAGAGCUAUAGAUGAAAAGUUUGAUCCCAAAAAUUAUGAUAGUGAUGAUGAUGAUGACAAGGUCAGAGAUUUUGAAGGUCACAGGGCAGAUGCAGUCAGGGCAAUGUUUGUGAAGAUAGCAGAGGAUAGGAAACAGUUCCUACAGACCUUGUUACUAGAGUGUAUUGAAGUUCUUGGCCGCCCUACUUGUCUGUAUGCUGUUAUAGGUCUGGGCUCACAGGCUACACAGCUAGUCACUCCAUACUCUGAUUUAGAGUUUGCUAUUCUGAUCGAAGAGGGGAAAGAUAGUGAUGACGAGAAACAAUACUUCCGUAACCUCACAAACCUUCUGCACAUGAAAGUUAUCAACCUCGGGGAAACCAUCCUCCCUGCUAUGGCUAUUAAGUCGUUAAAUGACUUUACCUCGUCAGAUCCAGAAGACAACUGGUUCUAUGACGACAUAACCCCGCGGGGGAUGUCAUUCGAUGGGUCCAUGCCGUGGGCCAGCAAAACCCCACUUGGGAGAGACAAAACACUGUACAAACCCAAAGUUGAGCUCAUCGAUACUCCAGCAAACUUGGCAAAGUACCAACAGGAAGAAAUCUCCUUAGCACAGGGAUACAACUUGGCUAGAAUUCUAAGAAAUGUGACCCUACUACACGGAGACCAGAGACUGGUAGAAGAAUACCAGAAUGCUAUGGAGACAAUAUUUGCACAGUUCACUCACAGUUCUACAGAAAACGUGUCUUUAGCCAUCAAACAAGGCCAAGUGCAACUUCGCCAGGACAUUGGCAAGUUCGGAGAGUAUGAGAUAACCGAGAGGAUAAUAGAUGUGAAGAAAGAGAUGUACCGUUUUCCGACAGUGAUGAUUGACACCCUCGCACUGUGCCUUGAGAUCCCCCCAACCAAUCUCUGGGACACCGUAGACAAAAUGAAGUUGUCCCAGAAGAUUAGUGAUGAUAAUGCUCAUCAUCUUAGGGUUCUGCUCAGCAUUUCAGCAGAGCUUCGUCUUAGGACAUACAUGACAAACAAGGGCCAGAAAGAAAGUAUGUCUGCCUUAACACAGGCGUUGUACCGGGAAUCAGAUGAUGAUGAGUUCAGUGUUGUAAGGCUGGUCUUCCCUUGUGAUUGGAGACAAUUACUCAGGUACCAAUACACAGCCGUGCCCUUGAAGAAGCUUCUGUCAAAGUUAACAGAUGAAAAUGUCUCUUCAUACACUGAUCACCUACUCACUACCUCACUCUGCCAACGAUCUUUAGAUGCCAAGGUUGAUGCCUGCAUGGCUCUAUCGUUAAACCAGUUAGCAGUUUCUCACUUGGAGAAGUAUAUUGAGCAGAUGAAAGCAGCAGAAGGUUCAAGUCCCACUGACCUUGCUUUAGCACUGGGGAACCUUGGGUCAGCAUGGAGUGGGUUAGCAGAAUAUGAGACAGCAGUCAAAUACUAUGAGCAGGCUUUAGAGACAUUUGGGCAGGACAGGGAUAGCACAGACACUGCUAGGUUACUGAACAACCUGGGAGUGACAUGGGAGAGACUGGGACAUCACCAGACAGCCCUUGGCUACCACGAAAGGGCACUAGUGAUGCUCAGAUCAUUGUUUGGUCAAGAAAGCAAUCAUCUUGACAUUGCCAGGUGUCUAAGUCACAUAGGAACGGCCUGGUAUCGGUCAGGAAAUAACCAGGUAGCGAUAACAUACAGUAAGCAGAGCUUAAACAUGAUAGCAGCCCUGUAUGGAGACAAUACAGGUUAUGAUGACAUCAUGAUCCAACCAUUAGAAACACUUGGUUCUGCCUGGUAUUUGGAACAUGAUUACAAAAAAGCACAAGGCUACUUUGAACGGGCUCUAGAAAUAUGUCAAACUUUGUUUGGUAGAUUCAGCAACAACCCAGAUACAGCUACUUGUCUAAGUAACCUUGCCUCAGUGUCAGGUGUGUUGGGUCAGCAUGAAAAAGCAAUCAAAUAUUACCAACAGGCAUUGGAAAUGCAAAGAGCAAUCUAUGGGCCUGAUGCUGCCCAUGAUGACAUUGCUACAAUGGUAUACAACAUUGGGAUGGAAUUCAGAAGUGUACAUCAGUACCAAGCAGCUAUUGUCUACUUUGAACAGGCAUUAGAAAUGGACAGAACCAUCUUUGGUCAGAACGCCGGCAGCAAAAGGCUGGCCUCCUUGCUAAGUAUGAUCGCUACAACUUGGAAUGAUUUGAGUGCAACUGAAACAGCUAUAAGCUAUCAUGAAAAGGCCCUGCAAAUGGAAAGGACCUUGCAUGGACAAGGUGCAAACCAUGCUGACAUUGUGUCAUCCCUUACCAAUCUUGCAUUGCUGUGGAACAAACAAGCUGACUACAAGAAGGCAGUGAGUUACUUUGAAGAGGUCCUGGCAAUGCAAAAAGCGCUAUCUAAGGAUGAAUCUGGGGAGAAGGCUAUCGCUACAACACUGCACAACCUAGGGACAAUCUGUCACGAUGAUGGUCAGUAUCACAACGCAAUCAGAUACCUCAAGGAAAGCAUAGAAAAGCAGCAGAUUGUGUACGGACCAACUCACACUAUUACCACAAUGUCUCUACGCACUCUAGCAAGAGCUUACAAUGACCUAGGCCUUCGUGACUCUGCAGUCAACCACUAUGAACAGGCCUUGGAAAUGAAACGGGUUCUUUAUGGACAGAACUGUAAUCAUGCUGACAUUGUGUCAUCUCUAACUGAUCUCGGGUCCACACAGAAUGCAAUGGGCCAUUAUGAAACAGCUAUCAGCUACUACGAACAAGCCCUGGAGAUGCAGAAAGACCUUUAUGGAGAGAGUGCUGUGAGGGAAGACAUAGCAACUUCGUUAGACAUGCUUGGGUUGGCACACUUCAAUUUUGGCCAGUAUGAAAUUGCAAUCAAAUACUUUGAUGAAGCAUUGACAAUGUAUAAAGCCUUACAUGGAGAGGAUGCUCAUGUGGUUGACAUUGCAACGACGCUCAGUAAUCUGGGCAUAUCCUGGCAUUACCUCGAGCAUCAUGAGAUAGCCAUAUGGCGCUCUCAACAGGGACUGGACAUGCUAAAACAAAUGUAUGGGCAGGAUGCUACUAGUAAGGUGGAUGUUGGCAGAAUAUACAACAAUAUUGGAAUGUCAUGGUAUUGCUUGGGUCACACCAAGGCAGCAAUUUCCUUCUUUGAACAGGCUCUGGAGAUAUAUGGAGUAGUUUAUGGUACAGCAACAAACCAUCCUGAUAUUGCAGUAGUCCUGAAUGGGCUAGGUGUGGCAUGGCAUCGUCUGAAAGAUGAAGGGAAAGGGAUCACGCAUUUGCACCAGGCACUGGAAAUGUACAGAACAUUCUAUGGAAUCAAAGAAAGCAAUCACCGCAUUGCCUUGACACUAAACAACCUUGGACUUGCUUACAAUGCUUUUGGAAAAUAUGAUCAGGCAAUGGAAUAUGCUAAGAGCUCAUUAGAAAUGCAAAGAAGUUUAUACGGACAGAAUGUUAACAGAAAGUCGAUUGUAGUGUCACUUCGGAACCUUGGGGACACCUCUAAUGCCCUGGGUGACCACAAAGCAGCCCUAGACUUCUACAAAGAUGCCCUUGAGGUCCAAAAAGCCAUACAUGAGCCGGACAGGAACCAUUUCUCAAUUGCCACAACACUUCAUGACAUAGGGAAGGUGUUCUGUCGUCUUGAGGAUUACCAAAGAGCUGUUGAGUACUUCCAACAGUCUCUUGAGAUGAGUAGGGAGUUAAGUGGAGGGGAUGAGGAGGACCCUGAUGUUGUUGUAGCAACUACGUCUCUACAAGAGGCAUCAGACUUGCUUAAAAAAUCAAAACCUGAUAGUAAUGUCAAUUCAUAGAUGAGGGUA
Messenger RNA from Branchiostoma belcheri (Belcher's lancelet), 4308 nucleotides. RefSeq lists its product as uncharacterized. The transcript has 3 exons. Lineage: Eukaryota; Metazoa; Chordata; Leptocardii; Amphioxiformes; Branchiostomatidae. The record is from RefSeq and is a predicted model, not a curated record. Bases 43 to 4299 code for a protein of 1418 amino acids. Gene Ontology annotation, molecular function: protein binding.